AUGAGCAGUGUUUCCAAUAAGCUGUACGCCGCCAUCGCCAGCGAUGAGAAGUGGCUGGGCUCCGUGGUGAGAGAACUGGCUCGUAUAGAUCCAUUCAUUGCCAAACUAUGGAAAGUCCAUGAAACUGCAAAAAAGACUGGCUGCGCUCAGGACCUCGAAUUGGGCAUUUUUCGCUCCGAUUACAUGCUUCAUCAAACUCAAAUUCCAUCCUUGAAUAGUAAAUCAACCGAACUGCAGACAUCUAUCAAGCAGAUAGAGAUCAACCUCAACUCCCCAGCCUUUGGUGGCAUGUCUCCUCGCGUCGCGUCGCUUCAUCGGUACCUCUACUUAACCAAGCUGUACCUAGAAGACGUCGUCAACAUAAUCCACGACGACGAGAGACUGCCUCAAAACAAUUCAACCAAGCAAAUUGCCGCCGGGCUUGCCAUAGCCCAUGCCGAGUACGGCCUAGCGAAGCAAGGUCGCGACAGGUGCAUUCUCUUAGUCGUUCAAGAAGGCGAGCAGAACGUAUAUGAUCAGAGGCACAUCGAGUCGGCGCUUUUCUCCAUUGCCCAAGUCAAGACGGUCCGACUGACUUUUGACGGCGUCGACAAGUACGCUGCUCUCGACAACGAGAAUCGGCUUGUCUUGGAUCUACCUAGUAACCUUGCGAGAAGGAAUAAACCCCGCGAAGAAGUGACGGUGGUGUACUUCCGCGCGGGCCAGUCCCCGGAUGAGUACGACAACAACAGCUGCAUGGCGUGGAAAGUGAGAACACUACUCGAGAAGUCGCGCGCCAUCAAGUGCCCAUCCAUCCUCGCCCAUCUCGCGGGUCUCAAGAAGAUCCAACAAGUCCUCGCCACUCCCGACUCUACGCAUCUAGCGCGCUUCCUGCCCAAUCCUGUCGAGCGACAGCGUGUGCGAGCUACGUUCGCCAGAAUGUACCCCAUGGACGCGAGCCUUGAUGGUCUACUUGGCCGCGAGAUAGCCCUGGAUAAAGAUAAAGCCAAGCACUUUGUCCUCAAGCCGCAGCGCGAGGCGGGGGGGGACAACAUCUACGGAGAGGCGAUACCGCGGCACUUGAUGACGACGGCCGCAUGUGAAUGGCCUGCAUACGUGUUGACGGAGCUAAUCAAGCCGCCCGCGCAGAUGAAUGUGAUUCUCAAGGACGGCAAGGCGGAGACAAGCAAGGUGGUGUCUGAGCUGGGCGUGUUUGGGACGGUGCUUUGGCGGAAGAAGGCUGAUAAUAAGAUGGAGAUAGUGGAGAAUCAGGAGGCGGGAUGGCUACUGAGGACGAAGAGUUGUGAUAGUGACGAGGGAGGUGUUGCGGCGGGCUUCGGUUCGCUUGAUAGUGUGUGCCUGGUGAAGAACUUUACGGGUGUUGUCUAG
Molecule: messenger RNA, 1368 nt
Organism: Clonostachys solani
Lineage: Eukaryota; Fungi; Ascomycota; Sordariomycetes; Hypocreales; Bionectriaceae
Source: the annotation of a GenBank genome assembly